AUGGCUUCGAAAGAGAUGUGCAGUGCCUUCAGUGAGAACUUUCUAACGUGUCAUAUAUGCCUGGGGGAAUAUAAAGACCCGAGAGUGCUCCCAUGUUACCACACAUUCUGUCUGGAAUGCAUUGCUGACCAUGCAGCCAAGAAUGGUGUCCAGAACAAGUUCUUCUGCCCCGUGUGUCGCCAAGAGGCCCCCGUACCACCCGGUGGGUUAGACACUCUCGUGAAAAACUUUUUCUUAAGAAAAGUAACAGACUUCAUGAGAGAUCAGAAAGCGCCAGAGGGUAGACUUUGUGAGUAUUGUAAGCAUAAAGAGGCCACUUUGCUGUGCCAAGGUUGUCCCAAAACCAACCAACUGUGCGCUACAUGUCGUGAAUUGCAUGAUAGCAUCCCAGCAUUAACUGAUCAUCACUUUGUACCUCAGUCACAAAUCGAUAUAUCAGUUAACCCAGCUAACAAACAAACUCAGUUACGUCAGAUAUUACAUAUUGCUCAAUACUGCGAAAAUCACGACGGCGAGUUGCUAAAAUUCUAUUGUAAAGAGGAUGACACCGUGGCAUGUAGAGAUUGUAUUUUGGAAACUCACAGUAAACACGACUUCGAAAAAAUUGCAGAUGUGGUGAAGGCUCAGCGGGUGAUAAUACAAGCAAAACUGAGAUGUCUUCCAAACGGGAAACUGUCUCGUUUUGAAAAGGUGGAGAAAACCAUUGUACGAACGGAAGAGAGGCUGACAGAAAAUCAGACAAAGAUUCUUCGUUUGGUGGAUUCUCAGAAAUUAGCUAUGACAAAGCAGAUAAGUAAAAACAGUAAAACUAUUGAAAGAGAACUCACCGAUUAUUACCAGCAAGUAGAGAAGUAUGUACGCGAACAGACGGACGCCUAUUUGCUCGAUGUCAAGCAGCAUUUGGAAACGUAUCGAACAAAAGUACAGUCUGAUUACACCAAAAUGAAAAGAUGUUUAGAUGAAAAAAGCAACACAAUAUCGGAAGAAGUUAAGGGACUAACGUCCACGCAGGUGAAGACUUUAGAAGCUGAAAAGGACAGAAUUGCUAUCCCAAUGUGCAGUAAAGGUGCACUACGCUGUGCAUACCACUACGGGAUCAAUGCAAUCAUAGUCAGCGACUACUUGACCCACAGUGUGUAUGCAGUGACACCCAAGGGUGACGGCAGGUUCCAAUACGGAUUGCGAGAUCAGAUUGAAAGCGGGGACGAGGAACUGGAUGAUCCACGAGGAAUAUGCGUAGACAUGUUUGGACGCAUAUUCAUAGCUGACUGUCGUAAUGACAGG
This is a messenger RNA of Lingula anatina, 1284 nucleotides long. RefSeq lists its product as uncharacterized. Gene Ontology annotation, molecular function: protein binding; zinc ion binding. The record is from RefSeq and is a predicted model, not a curated record. Lineage: Eukaryota; Metazoa; Brachiopoda; Lingulata; Lingulida; Lingulidae.